Messenger RNA from Closterium sp. Yama58-4, 807 nucleotides. Lineage: Eukaryota; Viridiplantae; Streptophyta; Zygnematophyceae; Desmidiales; Closteriaceae. The record is from the annotation of a GenBank genome assembly.
AUGCAGCAAGCCACCUGCCACUUCUCCUCUCUGCAACACCUGCGCAUCGAACACAUCCCAUCUCUCAAAACCGUCCCCAUUGCACCCUCUCUGGAAAGCCUUUCUCUCUACGACCUGUCCCUCGUCUCCCCUCUCUCAAUAUCCAACAUCCACACUCUACAGAAACUGCGAAUCCUGACCCUCCACACCCUCCCCCUGCUCUCCCCUCUCCCUCCUUCAAUCACAGCCCUCGCUCACCUCCAGCGCCUUCAUCUCAGCCACAUGCAAAUUUCCAACCUGCCCGAGGAUCUCGGGCAGAUGCAAGGGCUGCGCGUGCUAACCGUAGACUCCGCGCCGAAGCUCUCAACGCUCCUGGCCUCCCUCACCCUCCUCACCUCCCUCACCCUCCUCACCUCCCUCACCCUCCUCACCUCCCUCACCCUCCUCACCUCCCUCACCCUCCUCACCUCCCUCACCCUCCUCACCUCCCUCACCCUCCUCACCUCCCUGCAACACCUCAUGGUCUCCAACUGUGAGACAUUCUCCUCUCUACCAGAACAAGGAAUCGGCAAUCUCGCCUCUCUCCUCUCUCUCACGCUCACCGACCUGCCGCUGCUGCUCAAGCUGCCUGCGGCCGUCUCACACCUGCCUUCGCUGCAUGUCUUGGAUUUGCAGGGGUGCGAAAAUUUCAGAGAGCUGCCCGAGGGGUUGGAGAGUGCGAGGAGUCUGCGGGAGGUUUACCUGGAGAGAUGCAACCAAUUGCAGGAUUUGCCCGAGCUGUUGCUGGCGCAGGCAGGUAGGAUUCAGGUGAAUGCGAGAGAUUCAUGA